GCCGCGCCGUGCGGAGCUCCUACGCUGAGUCGCGCGCGCGUAGGCACCGCUCCGCUUACGCUCCGUCCGCUCGCGGUGGUGAACACCAGUGGACACUGGACUCACAGGGGACACUUGCAAAUAUCCCUGUGUUUGAGGGAUCUCUCCGGAUAUCUGGCGAGGCGCGCGCGCCACGACGUCCGGCGCAUUCUCACCGAUGGGUCCUCUGGAGUACCGUCACUACCGUCUCUUCGUCGUCUUCGUCGCUGUCAAUUCCGCCUGUCUCGCUUCGCGCGCUCAUCGGGGGAUCCUCGAGGCGGCCCACCGGUAAUUCCCGAGCCAAGAUUAGCGAAGAAAUUGGUGGGAAGAAUUAAUUCAUAAGAGCGUGUAAGUUGAACGAGAUAUUUAAACAUGGAUACUGGAUCGACACAGGGUAAAAAGCAAAUUCGCGUCGGAUUUUACGACAUCGAAGGCACGAUCGGCAAAGGUAACUUUGCCGUAGUAAAACUGGCUAGACAUCGAAUUACAAAAACAGAGGUGGCUAUUAAGAUAAUCGACAAAACCCAAUUAGAUCCUACUAAUCUAGAGAAAGUUUAUAGAGAGGUUGAAAUUAUGAAGCAGCUGGAACAUCCUCAUAUCGUCAAAUUAUAUCAAGUUAUGGAGACGAAGAACAUGAUUUACAUGGUGUGCGAGUACGCGAGCAAAGGUGAGAUUUUCGACUACAUAGCGCGAUAUGGAAGAAUGGGAGAACCCAGGGCACGUGCGACAUUCGCUCAAAUACUCUCCGCAGUCGAGUACUGCCAUGUGACGGGUGUGGCACAUCGUGAUCUGAAAGCGGAGAACUUACUUCUCGAUGCUCAGAUGAAUGUGAAAAUUGCCGAUUUCGGCUUCAGUAACAGAUUUGCCCCGGGGGAACGAUUGAGUACGUGGUGUGGUAGUCCUCCCUAUGCUGCUCCCGAGGUCUUUCGUGGGAAACAUUAUGCCGGACCGGAAAUCGACGUAUGGAGCCUGGGCGUUGUAUUGUACGUAUUAGUGUGCGGUGCACUGCCCUUCGAUGGAUCAACUCUUCAGUCAUUAAGAGAUCGUGUGCUAAGCGGCAGAUUUAGAAUUCCUUACUUUAUGAGCACAGAUUGCGAAAGCCUAAUACGUAAGAUGUUAGUGCUGGAGCCUUCCAAACGAUACACCAUUCCACAAAUCAAGAGGCACCGCUGGAUGGCGGGGACAGCAGAUAGCAUUUGUUCAGUGAUUGUAACGCGGCCAUCGUCAUCCAUUCAGGAACCAAAUGAACAAAUACUUCGACUCAUGCACAGUUUAGGAAUAGACAUUAGUCGCACGAGAGAGUCCUUACGAAAUAGCAGCUAUGACCAUCACGCUGCUAUUUAUUUCUUACUGCUGGAAAGGUUGAAACAACAUCGAGUUAGCAGUACCAUUAAUAAUGCCUGCUGGUCCACAGUGGCAAGAACAAAAGAAGAUAAAUUUAAAUCAAGAGGAAGAGAAGAUAGCAACAGAGGGGGAAAAAGAUUCAGCUCGACGAGUUCUUCAACCGAUGAAGGUUGUUGCAGUGCUGAAGGAGAUUUAGAAGAAGGUCCAAGCGGAGACGAAUUGCGCGAAGCGCAGAUCAAACUUGAAGAGCAUAGAUUAGGCCUAGAUCAUGAUAUCAGUCAACGAAUUGACAGUCAGAUAGUCAAUCGAAGAUUAAGUGAUUAUCAACAUCAUUUUGAUAACCCGCUUAUGGAUCCUAUUGAUCCACCCAGUCGAACAACUCUGUUUAUGGCGGGCGGCAGCGGUAGCUCGUCAUCGGAACUCUUCGAAUCUAGCUUCGAUUCUGGCUGUCCGCCAGAUUAUACAGGAACGAAUUGUUUCACGAGCAGCUUACCAUCUUGCACGCCACCGCCACCCAAGAGUCCAUCCCCAAUCGCUGGUCGAAUAUCCCGAGUCUCUCAGGGACGAAGAGCGUCCGAUGGUGGACCUAGAUUAUUAUUCUGUCAGCAAGGUGUCAGCGAUAGACCAUCCAAGCAGAGAAGUAUUCAAGAUUCGGGAAAAGCUCGAGGUCAUCUGGAUUUAGUCCAUCUUAGACCACCGUCCACACCGCCCGAUAAUCAACAGCAAUUUAAGAUACGCGGCGACUCGGGCACACAGCUGCAGCUUCUAGUGCAGCAACGUAUGCUGCAGCAAAAGCGUAAUUUAUAUCACCGGCACAGGGGCGGCGGUAGUCCGACCCCGAUCCCAGUUUCCACCGCCGGCAGCACCAGUAGACGUGCCGAUCACGUACCGAGGCAAGACAGCUACAAGCUGGCACAACGUACACAGAUUUUGCCGCCUCUCUCUCAAGGACACGUCGACAGAGACUUCGAUAGAGAUAGAAAGCGAGACGAGGAGAGGUGGAAGAGUCUACCGUCCCGCUUGGCAGCGGAUUGCCAGUUGGCAGAGAGGUCGCUUAUAUGGAGCCAGCAGGUGGGUCUUAGUGGAGGUGCAUCUUACUUACCACCUGGCAGUGUAGGUGGUUUCUUGUGGCCCGCCACCAGCAAUCCACAUUCAACGAUCUUCGAGAAUGUAGGGGAUCCAAUGGAAUAAAUUUCUGCCCUAUCGUUAAUUAUUAGUAAUGCCUCGAGAUCUUGCGUAUGAAAAGUCAGCUGAAUUAUUAUAUCAAAUUUCAGCAGUGUUCCCUCCCUAGUCUUUCCACGUUAACUUUUAUUAACAUACAUAGUUGCAUAUCAUUUUGCAUUUGAUAGAGAAACGCUAAAGUAUA
Molecule: messenger RNA, 2728 nt
Organism: Atta colombica
Lineage: Eukaryota; Metazoa; Arthropoda; Insecta; Hymenoptera; Formicidae
Product: MAP/microtubule affinity-regulating kinase 4-like
Exons: 10
Coding region: 391-2553 (720 amino acids)
Biological process (GO): protein phosphorylation; intracellular signal transduction; microtubule cytoskeleton organization
Cellular component (GO): cytoplasm
Molecular function (GO): ATP binding; protein serine/threonine kinase activity; tau-protein kinase activity
Source: RefSeq, a predicted model, not a curated record